This is a messenger RNA of Pocillopora damicornis (cauliflower coral), 1656 nucleotides long. Its product is annotated as thiopurine S-methyltransferase. Lineage: Eukaryota; Metazoa; Cnidaria; Anthozoa; Scleractinia; Pocilloporidae. The record is from RefSeq and is a predicted model, not a curated record. Gene Ontology annotation, molecular function: thiopurine S-methyltransferase activity.
UAUGCUGUCUAGUAACUUCUGCGCCAUAGAUUGCAAGACAUAAAGGAUUAUUACUCAUCAGCCAAGGAAGUAAUUCAAAAGGUAAAUGCUCCGUAGGGUAUAUCAGAAACUGCAAUCCGUACUUUCGGUUCACGUCAAACGUAUGCAACCCACUUCAUCACGUCUGGCAGGAAAAAUCCUGAAAUUGGAGAGAAAGGAAACUUGGGAGACAGAAUGGAACGACGGAAAUCCCGCUUGGCACCGAAAAUAUGUCAGUCCCAUGUUGAUAAAACAUUACGAUGAAUUCACAUCGGGCCGGAGGAAUCGUAGGAUUCUUGUUCCUCUAUGUGGAAAGUCGCUGGACAUGAUUUGGUUGGCAGAUCAAGGCCACACUGUUGUUGGCGUGGAAAUGAUCCGAAAAGCAAUUGAAACGUUCUUUGAGGAGAACAAAUUACUAUACGACGUAAACACCGCGCAAACUUCAGCCGGGGGUACUAUCAACUUGUUCAAGGCCAAGAACAAGGACCUUACUCUGAUAGAAUGCAAUAUAUUUGAUUUGUCACGCGAGGUUUAUCACAACAAGUUUGAUUGCAUUUGGGAUCGCGGAGCGUGCACUGUGAUCACAAUGAUGGACGAAGCUCGUCUGAAACAGUACGUGGACGUUUUAUUGUCAUCUUUACAAUCUGACGGACGAUAUUUUGUGAUGACUUUUCGCCAUGAAUCGGGGAAGAACGAAGGCGAAUGGAUCAGUCAUCUUCCUGAAGAUAAACUUCUUGAGUUGUGCGGUGAUCGAUGUAAAGUGGAAUUAGUUGAACAGGAUGACAUAAAAAACGAUCCUGCCCUUUUAGAGGCGUACGCGACAGCUCCUCAGCAUUCGAUAUUUUAUUAUUUUGUAACCUUGAAGUAACAUUUUAGCACAUGAAUGUUAGCGCUUCUCGUCUUCUCAAGCACUAAAUGUCACGCAAUACCCCAUAGCUGUGUAAAGUCUGGAACUGGAUCAGAGGCACUUUAAUUGUGGACAAGGAAUGUCUCUUAACUUAGCCGAGACUUCUAUAGGGUCUUAUAAAUGCUUAUGUCAGGCACUCCGUUAAGUCAUGCUCUCCAAGAGGCUCUCUCUUGAGAGGCAUGAGAUUAAUUACUCUUUAGGAAAGUUUAAAAUGUUUUGAAUUUUUUUUUAGUAUGCAUCAAGCCAGCUCUGCCCCAUCACCAAGGCUAUCAAUUGACUGAUAAGCAAGAUUAUCAUGAAGUACUUCUGGCAGUGGGAUGUAUAAAGGGUAGAAAGCAUGAUGGAGUUAGGAUAGAGUUAUGAUGAGGACAUCUGGUAAUUGUAAAACUCUAUUAGAUGGCAUAGUUUUUUUUUAUAAUAUUCACAGGUACACUAAAACAACCAUGGUUGGUCCAUGCCGAGUCCACAGGCUCUUUGGGAAUGUUGGUUGUGUAAAUGGUGUUAAGAAGAUUAAAGAGUGAAAUUGAAAAUAUUGGUUGGCCAAGCCAAAAAGAUGUUCAUUAUCCUAAAUUUAUAACAGGCCACCAGCAACUGGGCAAAGUUGUGCACAAGAUUGGGUUGCAAGUGGAGCCUUGCUUUUGCUCAUCAUUGUAAUUUUUAUCGGCAUUCUUGAAUCAUUACAAGUUAUGUUUUGUAUGUGUUAUAAAAUACACCGAGCCUUUAUUCAGGCA